AUGGAAUUAAGAAACAACACAAGAAUUUCAGGAUUUCUUCUUCUGGGAUUUUCAGAGGAUCCCAAAAUGCAGCCCCUCUUAUAUGGACUUUUCUUCUCCAUGUAUCUGAUCACCAUGCUUGGGAACCUCCUCAUCAUUCUGGCCAUCCUCUCUGACUCUCACCUUCAUACACCCAUGUACUUCUUCCUCUCCAACCUGUCCUUUGUAGACAUUUGCUUCACCUCUACCACUGUGCCCAAGAUGCUGGUGAACAUCCAGACCCAGAGCAAGAUCAUUAGCUAUGCAGGCUGCAUAACUCAGAUGUACUUUUUCUUGCUUUUUGUGGAGUUGGACAACUUCCUCCUGGCUGUGAUGGCCUAUGACAGGUUUGCAGCCAUCUGUCACCCCCUACAUUACACAGUCAUGAUGAACCGCCCACUCUGUAUGUUGCUAGUAUUGAUGUCCUGGUUCGUGAGUGUCCUGCAUGCGUUAUUACAAAGCCUAAUGGUUCUACGGCUGUCCUUCUGUACUGACUUGGAAAUCCCACACUUUUUCUGUGAACUUAAUCAGGUGGUCCAGCUCACCUGUUCUGAUACAUUUCUUAAUGACUUGGUGAUGUAUUUUGCCCUUGUGCUGUUGGCUACUGUUCCCCUUGCUGGAAUACUUUAUUCUUACUCUAAAAUAGCUUCCUCCAUACGUGCCAUAUCAUCAGCUCAAGGGAAGUACAAAGCAUUUUCUACCUGUGCAUCUCACCUCUCAGUUGUCUCCUUAUUUUAUUGCACAGGUUUAGGGGUGUACCUUAGUUCUGCUGCAACCCACAGCUCUCACUCAAGUGCAACAGCCUCAGUGAUGUACACUGUGGUUACCCCUAUGCUGAAUCCCUUCAUCUACAGUCUUAGGAAUAAAGAUGUAAAGAGAGCACUGAAAAGACUCUUGGAAGGGAAACUGUAA
Messenger RNA from Fukomys damarensis (Damara mole-rat), 930 nucleotides. RefSeq names its product olfactory receptor 7A17. Bases 1 to 930 code for a protein of 309 amino acids. Lineage: Eukaryota; Metazoa; Chordata; Mammalia; Rodentia; Bathyergidae. Gene Ontology annotation, cellular component: membrane. Gene Ontology annotation, biological process: G protein-coupled receptor signaling pathway. Gene Ontology annotation, molecular function: G protein-coupled receptor activity; olfactory receptor activity. The record is from RefSeq and is a predicted model, not a curated record. The transcript has a single exon.